This is a messenger RNA of Syngnathoides biaculeatus (alligator pipefish), 1427 nucleotides long. RefSeq names its product translocase of inner mitochondrial membrane domain containing 1 (gene timmdc1). The coding region runs from base 233 to 1207 and encodes 324 amino acids. Gene Ontology annotation, cellular component: mitochondrion. NCBI's taxonomy places the organism in Eukaryota, Metazoa, Chordata, Actinopteri, Syngnathiformes, Syngnathidae. The record is from RefSeq and is a predicted model, not a curated record. The transcript is spliced from 8 exons.
UUUUUUGCUGAGAACUUUGACCUUGUAUAUCUUCGCCGUCGGCGCGCAGCACAGAAGGGGCUCGUAUGCGGUACGGGAACCUUAGGGAAAGGGGUUUCGUUAUGUAAUUUUGGGCCUGAUUGACUGGCAAAAGUUCCGCUCAUGGAUCGAAAGACUGGAAACGCCAGCGGGCUGCAGCUGCACAGCGAACCGACGUUCCUACGUGUCUACCCCUGACGCCAGCCGAAGCGUGAUGCAUCCAGAGCGACCCACGACAGGCUUCACCCUUUGGAGACAACUGGCAGAUUCAGCCCUUUGGGGCACGUUGAGCACAGGGCCAGUGCAGGGCCUGAUCCAGAGUGCCAGACCUCCUCGCUUCUGCCUCUCGCUCCCGAGGGUCCAUGCAGCUGACGUGGCUUCUGCCCAGCCUGGACAGAUGCCCUCGUCCCCCUCCUCCACCCGUGCGGUUGCUCCACACCCCAUCACUGCCAGCGCCAUCCCAAACAACAUUGGCAAGCCAGAAUUCCCAGACACGGGAUGGGAGCGCCUUAUGGAUCUCUUUCAGAAAGACGCGACCCAAAGUUACCCCGAGGAGGUGACUAACGUGAUAAAAAGUGGACUUGUUGCUUCGAUAGCGGGCUUGAUCUACGGAGGCCUGCCAGCGGCUCGCCAUGCUAAGCAGAGGUACAUCCAACUGAGCCAGGCAGAACUCUACACUAGUCGUGUGGAAGCAGUCCGUUUGGCCCACCACGCAGCGAUCCGAGGUUUUGUGAGAUACGGAGUUCGAUGGAGCUGGAGAGUUGCUGCAUUUGUUUCUUUGUUCAAUUCCGUCAGUACAGGCCUGUCAGUUUACCGGGACAAGUACACCGUCGGUAAUUUUGCCGCAGCUGGAGCUGUGACUGGAGGAGUUUUCAGACUGAACCUGGGCCUGCGAGGCCUGGUGGCAGGCACCAUCAUCGGAGCAGUGCUCGGGAUUCCUACGGGCGCCUUGAUCAUCAGCAUGCACUCGCUGGCUGGGGAAAGUGCCCGAGAGAGGCGACGGCGAGAGCGCAGGGAGAUCUAUGAGAGGAAACUUGCAGAGUGGGCGGCCCGACUUGAACUGACAGAUGAGUUGAUAGGCGAUCUGAAUGCGGCCUCGCAGGCAGCGGAAACACAGCAGGACUUGAAGAAGAUCCAGGAGCUCCUCAGUUUACCGCAGAAUGUCAUUCAGGACUCAAACAGCCAAUGACUCUGUUACGUGCUCAAUGAAAGACACUAAAACUGCAACUUCACAUAACAUUGAGGGGAAAUCAAGGUUUUACUUGGACUUGCACUCUUGACUCCUUUCUAAAUGAGGAGGAACUAAAAUAGUUUUCAGAAUAAUUUAGGAAUCAGAAAGCUGAAUACUGUAUGUUUCCUGAAAAACCACAAUAGCAGCUAUCGUACAUUAAAGUUACAUGGAAAUCACA